This is a messenger RNA of Misgurnus anguillicaudatus (oriental weatherfish), 1555 nucleotides long. It is a transcript of the gene aqp11, whose product is annotated as aquaporin 11. Gene Ontology annotation, molecular function: channel activity. The record is from RefSeq and is a predicted model, not a curated record. NCBI's taxonomy places the organism in Eukaryota, Metazoa, Chordata, Actinopteri, Cypriniformes, Cobitidae. Gene Ontology annotation, cellular component: cytoplasm; membrane. Gene Ontology annotation, biological process: transmembrane transport.
AAAGAAGGCGGGCUCCGAAGUGUGGAGGCGGGCCUGAUCGAAAGUUGUCUGACUGGAUCGGAGAGUUUAGGACGAUUAUUAGAGGAGAAAGGGCCGAGCAAAGGAGGCGCGAUGUCCGAUCUCAGCGUCUCUCUGUCCCUACUGGUGGGGAUUGUAGUUUUUAGCGAGGUGGCGAGGAGAACGGCCUUAUAUCUAUUUCCGAACCGAAACGGCAGCAUCUACGCGCUGGAGUUAAUUUCUACGUUUCAGUUGUGCGCGUGCACGCACGAAUUAAAGCUCCUCUCGGAGGUUGGCGGACUGGAGCCGAGCGUCGGGUUGACGUGCACGUAUUUGAUAUCGGUGGUCCACGGACUUUCAUUCCACGGCGCGAUGUGCAACCCCGUGGGGGUCGUGGAGCAGCUCUGGCGCGGGACUCUCACCGGCCGGCGCGCGCUGGCGCGGAUCUCGUGCCAGCUGAUAGCAGCUGUGCUGGCGCGCGGCGCGAUGCCCCACGCGUGGGCGCUUUCUCUUUCUGACCUGCACGCACAGCACAAACUGACGAGCUUUAAAUGCACGAACAACCCCAUCAAUGCCCCUCUGGCCCAGGCCGCUGCGGUGGAGCUGGCCUGCGCGCUCGUGAUGCACACCUCUGUCUCUAACGUGGAUAAAAUCCAGGAGAUUUAUCGAGUUCCUGCCAUAGCAGCAGUCAUCACAACUUUAGUCUAUGCAGGUGGACACCUCACUGGGGCCGUGUUCAAUCCGGCACUUGCCUUCUCAAUCCAGUUUCCCUGUCCUGGGAAUACAUUCACAGAAUACAGCUUUGUGUACUGGCUGGGACCAAUACUAGGUAUGAUCGUCUCUCUGCUGCUUUGUGAGAAAGUGAUGCCGGUCUUUUCCGGAAAAAGCACAAUUCCAAACUCCGAUGGACUCAAGAAAAAGAUUAAGUAAAUGAAUGUGAUAUUUUAAAAGGUUUUAUGUUAAGCUACUUUUACUUAUGUUAAGUACUGUGAAUGCACAAAGUUUUAUGACACUAUCCCCUGGUUUCACAGACCAGGCUUAAGGCUAGUCCUUAAAUCAAUCUUAACUGAAACUGACUUGAUAGACCUUAAAAUAUGGCAUUAUCAUUGAUUUUAUUAAAGAUCUGCUUAAACAUCUUCAUUUAACUUAGGCCUAGUGCUGGCUUUAGCAAAGCCUUGUCUGUGAAUCCAUGCCUAUUAGUCUCAUUUCUCAAGACCAUCUCAAUUAUUUUUGGGGGCGGUUUUCCCGAACAGGGAUUAGACUGGUCCUGAACUCUAAAAUAAAUGUAAGAGCUGUCCAAACUGAAAACAACUUGCACUGACAUAUCUUAAAAUACAUCAGUGCCCUUUGUUUAGCCUCAAAAUGCACACAAGUAAUGUUUUUACUGAGGCAUAUUUGUUAAAACUAAGUCCUGGCUUUAGAUAAUCCCUGUCUGGGAAACCACCCCAUAAUGUUUAUAGUUUUAAGGGACUAACUGGUUGAUUAAUACUUUCAGGUUUGUUAAUGUCUUAAAAGUUAAACUUUUAAAUGAAAUAAAAAUGCAUAUGCACAAUGACUU